Helobdella robusta is the source of this 1410-nucleotide messenger RNA. RefSeq lists its product as hypothetical. The transcript is spliced from 3 exons. The record is from RefSeq and is a predicted model, not a curated record. The coding region runs from base 1 to 1410 and encodes 469 amino acids. NCBI's taxonomy places the organism in Eukaryota, Metazoa, Annelida, Clitellata, Rhynchobdellida, Glossiphoniidae.
AUGCCAAGUGAAAGACUGAAAGACAGGAUGGCACGCUUCAAUGCCGAUGAAGAAUCGAAAUUGGACAACAAUAAUAACCGUUCGAAAUCGGCGAAUAGAAACCAUAGUAACUGUACCACCAACCACACAGGCAACCACAAAAACAGCAGUGCUAAAUAUUUCAGCUACCGACAGAAUAUGCGCAAGAACACAUCACAACACACAGCGCUAUCUGGAAUGUAUAGCGGUCCAGAACAAGUGCAGCCCACUAGAUGCACUUCAAAGCUAUCCACCCACUGCCCUUUCCGUUUCGACGACCGCAUUGAAAAUGAAAGCAAUUCAUCUAGAUCCAGUUGUGGUAAAAACGCUGAAAUUCACAACAAUAUCAAAGAUGGAGGUUUAAGUUGUACAUUGCUGUACGACGAUGGUCGGCGAAUCGUGAGCAGCCGCCCCGAGAAAAUUUCUGCAGUCACAAAGAUCUCUGAAGAACAUUCACUCGAUAACAUUAUCAGGGAGGAAACAGUUGAUGACGUGCAAGGACAUGUGGCAACCUUCAACUGUGACAUCAACAACAAUGACAUCAACAGGCAAACAACUGAUCAUAACUUGAAUAACCAAAUGAAAGAUUCGAAUAUUUUUUUGAAAAAUUUUAAGAAUCAUCAAGAAUCAGUAAGAAGUUAUCAGCAAGUAUCUUUGUUAAAGUUGCGUCAGUCUGCACAUUCACAACAAACAUUCAACAAAACUAAGAACAAUUUUUUCAAACCGAAACAAAAUUUUACUGAAACAACUGACAACCAUGUUGACGACAAUGUCACCAACAAUGACAUUAAGAACACUGGAUACAAACCAAAACACGCACCAGCUAAAAAUUACUAUUUUCCACAAAGUAGACCAGAAACUAAGCAAAUCAAUUCAGUCAACAAAUUUUAUUCAAAAUCUUCUUUGGGAAAACAAAGUCGUUUCAACUUUGACGUCAGAGAUAGCAUUAAAAAUAAAAAUAACAAUAACUUUAACGAUAGGAACAAUAACGUAUAUAUCAACAACAACAACAAUAAUAAUUACACGAGGUUUGGUGCCAGAACCAAAACGAUGACAGAAAAGAAAUUGAGCGAAGAACUGAUAGUCAAGUAUCUGGAUCUCAAUUCUCACGAAGAAAACAGGGACGAGUUGAUCCUGGUCUGGCUGUCUGAGGUGGGCAUGCUGGCAGAGGCUCCCCCCUCCUGCCACUCCAUCAUCGAACAUUCAUCCUCUAAUGCCAGCUAUCACGUGAUACAUCAAGAUGAUGACGACGAAGUUGGCGAAGAUGGUGAUGGGGAGAAAAAAUAUGCUGCAGUUAGUCAAAAUAAAGUGAACGAUGAUUCAAAGCUUAGUGAUAGUAAGGCUGAUAAUAAACACGUUGGACCCGAGGCCUGUGUCCUGGAAGAUUGGUGA